AUGCGUCAUUCGCCCUCGUCAUGGCAUCUGCCGCCGCUGUUGCUCCUACUGCUGGUGCUGUCGAUAGAUGUCGUCUCGGCCUUCUUCCCUUACAACCCAGUUGCCAAUACCGAUGCUGAUGGUGGUGGUGACAACUUGCUGCGGCUGCCUUCGUCCAGAGGGUUAGUGAAAGAACGGUUCUACCCGUACAGUCCAAGCAAGAGCCGGGGCGGCCAGGUAUCUCCUCAGAGGGAUGCCAAGGAACCCGUCAAGUUAGAUAUUAUCAAGGUUCGCGGAAAUGCUCGUCGACGGAAUGUCUUCCAGGUCUUCUCUGCGGAUCCCACGACUCUGCCACAGAGUCUACCCAUCGAUACCGACGGAUUCGAUUACUCUUACUUCUCAGUGAUGUAUUUUGGUUCCGAGCGACAGGCCAUGUUCAUGCUGAUGGACACUGGCGCAUCCAACACCUGGCUGAUCAGCUCCAAUUGCACCCUCCAACCCUGCAAGAUGCAUAACACGUUUGGCAUCGAGGAUUCCAAUUCCCUUUCGGUCUCGGAUAUCCCCUUCACGGUUUCAUAUGGCUCCGGGACGGUAUCCGGGGUCCUGGUCAAUGAUUCCGUUUCUUUUGGUGGUUUCGAUCUGGCACAUCUUGGUUUUGGCUCCGUGUUGAGUAUGUCUGACGAGUUCAAGAAUUAUCCCAUGGACGGGAUUCUGGGUCUGGGCCGAGCACCAGCGUAUAAAGUCAAAGUGCCGACGGUUAUGCAAGAGCUAAAGAAGGCCGGAUUGCUGGAGAAAAAUAUCGUCGGUGUCAAUCUACAACGGCACCGGGAUGGGGCCAAGGAUGGCCAGAUUGUCUUCGGAAACGUCGACCCGACUAAAUUUACUGGCGAUAUUUCGUACACCAAAACUGUCCCCGCUGUCGACCAUUGGGAGAUUCCCGUGGAUGAUAUGUUCGUCGGCGGCAAGCCGUUGAAUUUUCAAGGCAAAAAUGGCAUCUUUGACACAGGCACCUCCUUCGUCCUCAUGCCCCUCGCCGACGCGCAACGCAUCCACGAUGCAAUCCCCAAAGCCGUGAAGAGCACCACAUGGGAAGCAAAUUGGGAUCUCCCCUGUUCGACAACGACGAAAAUCGAACUUGUUGUCUCCGGGGUGAAGUAUAAUAUAUCUCCAAAGGAUUACGUCGGCGAUACCACCACCACAGACGGCAUGUGCCGCUCGAAGAUCGUCGGCCACCAGCCAUUCGAAGACAAUGAGUGGCUGCUGGGCGCCACGUUUCUUAAGAACGUGUACGCUGUCUUUGAUUUCGAUGAAGAUCGGAUUGGAUUGGCGAUGCGGGCGGCUGAAGAUGGUUCCGAUUCUUCCUCACCUACUCAACAACCCCCCACACCCUCAGACUCUCCACCAGUUUCCCCUGUCGGGCCCCCAAGCGAUUCAAAAACAAAAGCCGCCGGAUCCUCUCCAAACUCCCCCGGCUCAUCAGAUGGAGCACAAGCCAUGAGCCUUUCAUCCGUCGUCCCAUUGUUGUGGUUUUUGCUUGGUUUUCUCUUUUUGCUAUCAUCGACUUUAUCUCCUUGGUAA
Molecule: messenger RNA, 1557 nt
Organism: Histoplasma capsulatum G186AR
Lineage: Eukaryota; Fungi; Ascomycota; Eurotiomycetes; Onygenales; Ajellomycetaceae
Product: aspartyl protease
Exons: 3
Coding region: 1-1557 (518 amino acids)
Biological process (GO): proteolysis
Molecular function (GO): aspartic-type endopeptidase activity
Source: RefSeq, a predicted model, not a curated record